GAGUAAACUAAAACACAGACGACCGCGGGCGAGACUUGCCAACGUGAUUUUUAGGCACUUGGGAGACUGCAAAUGGAUGUCUAAGAAAUGAAAGGUGCAACUGAAUGUCUAUACGAUGUUCCGAACGUCCAAUGUACGGAGGUACAGGGGAUGAUGGCACUGGGGGACCUCUUGUCCAGAUGUGGAUUGUCUCUCCUACCUACUUCGUACAUGGGAGUAGACCCUCAAUCCCCAUCCCAUCCCAUCCUCCAUCCUCCCAUCCGCGCGGGGUCAGCUCUCUCCACACUUCUUGACCGUAAUGGCAAUAAAUUUAGUCUGUGCCAAUGCAAUGCCAUCCAUGACACUGGCACCGGCACUGGGGGACCGUUCGUAGAUAAAGACUCGCCUUGACCCUCAACUCUUCCGAGGUUAACACUCCAGCCACAAUUCAUCCACAAACACAACACAACACAACACCACAUACAAACUCGUGACUUCAAAAGUUCCCAUACCAGCAGAUACCUAGACGAGAGACACCAAUAUGGCUAGCACUGACUCCAUCCUUCAGGGUGUCAACCUUUUGGGCAAUGUUAAUGCCACUCACAAGAAGAUCCUAACUCCAGAUGCCAUUGCCUUCCUCGCCCUCCUUCACCGUUCCUUCAAUGGCACACGCAAGGAACUUCUCCAACGCCGAGUCAUCAGACAAGCCGAGCUGGACAAAGGAACAUUGCCAGACUUCCUACCAGAAACAAGACACAUCAGAGAGAAUGAUGCGUGGAAGGGAGCCCCACCUGCACCGGGCCUGGUUGAUCGAAGAGUGGAGAUCACAGGUCCAACCGAUCGAAAGAUGGUUGUGAAUGCCCUGAACUCCAAUGUUUGGACUUAUAUGGCUGAUUUGGAAGGUGUGUAUUACUGUCCAGUCUUAAGAGAUGAUUCUAACCACUUUCCACCAGAUUCGAGUGCCCCAACAUGGGAUAACAUGAUCAAUGGACAAGUCAACCUCUACGAUGCCAUCCGCAGACAGGUUGAUUUCAGACAAGGCGGAAAAGAGUACAAACUCCGAACCGACCGUAUCCUCCCCACACUUAUCGUUCGACCUCGAGGCUGGCACUUGGAUGAGAAACAUGUCACUGUUGAUGGGGAGCCAAUCUCUGGCAGUCUUUUUGAUUUCGGUUUAUACUUCUAUCACAAUGCCAAGGAGCUGAUCCAGCGUGGAUUCGGACCAUACUUUUAUCUCCCCAAAAUGGAAUCACAUCUCGAAGCACGAUUAUGGAACGAUGUUUUCAACCUUGCCCAGGAUUAUGUUGCCAUUCCACGCGGAACAGUUCGAGGAACGGUCUUGAUUGAGACCAUCUUGGCUGCUUUUGAGAUGGAUGAGAUUAUCUAUGAACUUCGCGAUCACAGCUCAGGAUUGAACUGUGGACGUUGGGAUUACAUCUUCAGCGUCAUUAAGAAAUUCCGUCAAAAUUCCAACUUUAUCCUUCCUGAUCGAUCGGCCGUUACCAUGACGGUCCCAUUCAUGGAUGCGUACGUUAAGCUUUUGAUUCAAACAUGUCAUAGGCGACAAGUCCAUGCUAUGGGUGGUAUGGCUGCUCAAAUUCCAAUCAAGGACGACAAGGCCGCCAAUGACAAGGCAAUGGAGGGUGUAUAUGCCGACAAGCUUCGUGAGGUAAAGGCCGGUCAUGAUGGAACAUGGGUAGCUCACCCAGCUCUAGCAUCCAUUGCCUCGGAAGUAUUUAACAAACAUAUGCCCACCCCAAAUCAAAUGUUUAUCCGCCGAGAAGAUGUUAAGAUCGGCCAAAAUGACCUCCUCAACAUGAACGUCCCAGGCCAAGUCACCGAAGAAGGGAUCCGCAAGAAUCUCAACAUCGGAUUGGGAUACAUGGAGGGCUGGCUACGCGGAGUAGGUUGCGUACCAAUCAACUACCUCAUGGAGGAUGCGGCCACUGCAGAAGUCAGUCGUAGUCAAUUGUGGCAAUGGGUACGACAUGGCGUCCCAACUGCGACCGGAAAGAAGGUUGAUAAGGCGUAUGCUUUGAAGUUGUUGAAGGAGCAGGCGGAUGAGCUGGCAAGCAAGGGUCCGAAGGGCAAUAAGUAUUAUCUCGCUGCGCAGUAUUUCUCAGGUCAGGUUACGGGUGAGGAUUAUGCCGACUUUUUGACUUCGUGAGUUCUCCUUCCCCCCUCUUUAACUCUGCAAGACUUCUUUGAUAUUGUGAGGAGUGCUAAUUGGAUGAUAGGCUGCUGUAUAAUGAGAUUACUAGCGUGGGUACCUCAUCGCCUGCAUCCAAGUUGUAAGUGGUGGCCCCGAAAAGGCGUAGUGGACGGUUCUGCGAAUCAAAAAUGGGAAUGGUAUUCACGUUUUUUUGUAUGACAACUUGAAAUUGAAAGUUUCUUCAGCUACAAUACCAUGACCAGAACAAUUUUAUUCCCUUGAUUACC
Molecule: messenger RNA, 2418 nt
Organism: Hymenoscyphus albidus
Lineage: Eukaryota; Fungi; Ascomycota; Leotiomycetes; Helotiales; Helotiaceae
Source: the annotation of a GenBank genome assembly